Messenger RNA from Rangifer tarandus platyrhynchus (Svalbard reindeer), 1863 nucleotides. Lineage: Eukaryota; Metazoa; Chordata; Mammalia; Artiodactyla; Cervidae. The record is from the annotation of a GenBank genome assembly.
AUGAGUCGACGCUUUAGCUCCAAGUCCGCGUACCGUUGCGGCGGUGGAGGAGGGGGCUUCAGCUCUGGCUCUGCGGGGGUGGUCAGCUACCAGCGCAGGUCCACCAGCAGUUCUGUGCGCCGCAGCGGGGGAGGCGGUGGGAGAUUUUCUGGUGGAGUGUGUGGCGGUGGUGCUGGUGGUGGUUUUGGAAGUCGGAGUCUUGUUAACCUUGGUGGCAGCAAAAGCAUCUCCAUUAGUGUGGCCGGAGGAGGUGGACGUGGCGGUUUUGGUGGUGGUUAUGGCGGCGGUUAUGGCGGCGGUUAUGGCGGCGGUGGCUUUGGGGGUGGUGGAUUUGGUGGUGGUGGCUUUGGGGGCGGCGGUUUUGGAGGUGGUGGCAUUGGGGGUGGCUUUGGGGGUGGUGGUUUUGGCGGAGGUGGUUUUGGUGGGGGCGGUUUUCCUGUUUUCCCUGGUGGCAUACAGGAAGUCACCAUCAACCAGAGCCUUCUGCAACCCCUCAAUGUGGAAAUUGACCCUGAAAUCCAAAAAAUAAAGACUCGAGAAAGGGAGCAGAUCAAGUCCCUCAACAACCAGUUUGCUUCCUUCAUCGACAAGGUGAGAUUCCUGGAGCAGCAGAACCAGGUGCUGCAAACAAAAUGGGAACUGCUGCAGCAGAUAAACACCUCCACUAGAACCUACAGCUUAGAGCCCCUCUUUGAGUCAUACAUCAGCAGCCUUAGAAGGACUGUGGACCAACUGAAGAGCGACCAAUCUCGGCUGGAUUCAGAAUUGAAGAAUAUGCAAGAUCUGGUGGAAGAUUACAGGAGCAAGUACGAGGAUGAGAUCAACAAGCGGACAAAUGCAGAGAAUGAGUUUGUGGGCAUCAAGAAGGAUGUGGAUGCUGCUUACAUCAUCAAGGUGGACCUUCAAGCCAAACUUGACAACUUGCUUCAGGAAAUUGAUUUCUUCAAAACACUCUACCAAGCAGAGCUCUCUCAGAUGCAGACUCAUAUCAGCGAUACCAAUGUUAUCCUUUCCAUGGACAACAACCGCAAUCUGGACCUGAACAGCAUCAUUGAUGAAGUCAAAAACCAAUAUGAAGAGAUUGCCCAGAGGAGCAAGGCUGAGGCUGAGGCCCUGUACCAGACCAAGUAUGAAGAGCUCCAGAUCACUGCUGGGCAACAUGGAGACAGCUUGAAAAAUACAAAGAUGGAGAUUUCUGAGUUGAAUCGGGUGAUCCAAAGACUUAGAUCUGAGAUCGACAGUGUCAAGAAGCAGAUCUCUUCGCUGCAGCAGGCCAUUAGUGAUGCCGAGCAACGUGGUGAGAACGCCAUUAAGGAUGCCCAGAGCAAGCUGAAUGAGCUGGAGGAUGCCCUGCAGAAGGCCAAGGAGGACAUGGCCCGCCUGCUGCGUGACUACCAGGAACUGAUGAACACCAAGCUGGCCCUGGAUGUGGAGAUCGCCACCUAUAGGACCCUCCUGGAAGGAGAGGAAAGCAGGAUGUCUGGAGACCUCAGCAGCAACGUGACUGUGUCUGUGACGAGCAGCAGCAUUUCUUCAAGCGUGGCCUCCAGGGCUGGGCUUGGAGGUUAUGGUUCUGGAGGUAGAGGGUCCAGUUCUGGAGGAGGAUUCAGCUCUGGAAGCAGCAGUUACAGCUCUGGAGGCAGAGGAUCUGGUUCCAGAAGCGGUGGUGGGAGUUAUGGCUCUGGAGGUGGCUCUCGAGGAGGCUAUAGUUCUGGAGGAGGAUACAGUUCUGGAGGAAAACGCAGCACUGGAGGCGGCUCCAGAGGAGGGUCCAGCUCUGGAGGAGGCGGUUAUGGCUCUGAGAGGGGUGGUUCUGGCUCAUGUGAAGGUGGCAGUUCCAGCGUGACCUUCUCAUUCAGAUAA